Molecule: messenger RNA, 2620 nt
Organism: Phasianus colchicus (ring-necked pheasant)
Lineage: Eukaryota; Metazoa; Chordata; Aves; Galliformes; Phasianidae
Source: RefSeq, a predicted model, not a curated record
AAUAUUUGCUUAUUUUUACAUUUUUUUUAUAAAAGUCUUUUAUGAAAAUAGUUGCUGCAAAUUGUAUAAGCAAUUUUUAUCCCCAGAAUAAAAAGUACGUGCCCGGCGUCUGCGUGCUGCUGUUUUCAUUCGCCCUCUUGGCUGCUGUGACACAACCACUGGAUUACAAAGAUGGGAUUAGUGAGGCAUUCCUGGUGUGGGGUGGCUCUCAGAGCCCUGAUGAGGGUGGGCUCAUUAGGACCAGGUUGGGGGAGAGUUUUUUGAGGCUGAGUGCUCUUUGCCAUGGCUCGGCAGCGUGCAAACCCCACUGCAUAGCUCCCUUUAGCAGAAGGGACCUGGGGCCUCUGUGUGCUGAGAAGGGGCUCAGCAGCUGUGUGCGUGCUUUGGGGUGGAUGGGGAGGAGCAUUUUCAGAUCUGGAAAAUUUCAGACUUGAGCAAUUAGAGAACAAAUUGUUGGUGGCUCCAUUCCUGUGUUUUGAACAGAGAGCUGCUCCUGCAUCUUAAGCUUAGUGUGUGCUCCCCUGGCGGGUUUUCAGCUGUGGGCUCUGGGUGGAGCUGCUCGCUGAAUUAUGAUGCCCAGGAGGGAUAACAAAGCUGCUGGGAGGCAUUUUCACUGUUUGAAUAUUAAACUCUGUAGCUCCUUUCUCUUCCAGCAGAGCCAGCUCAACCAGUAGGAGCAUCCAGCAGCUCACCUCCCUCCCACAGGUUGCCCCACAUUUGGGGGCUCAGGCUGAGACCUGCCUCGUCCCCUGCGUGCAGUGUGAGGAGCAGGUUGUGGGAACCUGUCCUGCCGCUUCCAAACAGGCCUGCAGGAACCAGCCGGGCAGGCAUCACUGAAUGAAAGGAGAACUGUGGGAGCCUCAGGCUCCUUUGGGGGUAUUUUCAUGCUUGUUCAUAAGCAGUGCCCUCUUUCCAGGCCCACAGAGCCAGGCCUGCCUGCACACGCCAGGCUGAGCCUCCGUAGUGCUUUGGGAGCCGUGGGAGAGCCCUGCAGUGGGGAGCGUGGCUCCAGCGUGGUGGCGCGAAGCUCCUCAGUGGGAGCUGAUGGACAUGGACCAGCAGAGCCUGCGUCAGUGCAGGGUGUGGGGACGGCCACCUGCCCGCUAUCUGAUGGCCCCCAGCCGCAGGCUGUCCCCGCAUCCUGCCGGAAAGGUGCCCGGGCAGAUCAAACAAGGGCGGUGCGGGGCUGACGCACUGCGAGCUGGGAAGGGUGCGGGCCUCGCUGGCUGCCAUCCUAUCCCGUCCCAUCCCGCCCCAUCCCAUCCAUCAUGCUGCCCGCGGGCGGCCUCCCCGAGGCUUGUCCCUGCCACCCCGUGCUAUUCCAGAUGGGCACCCGGCAGGUGCAAGGCUGGGUUUUGCGUAUAGGCUGCUCUGUUUGCUCUGAUAAUUAAUGCUAAUUGCAGGGGGUUUAUUGACCAACUAGGAGAGGUCCUUCCUGUCUUCUCUGGAGAAAUGCUGAAUGCAAACAGAGCUGAGAUCUAGGCGGGUUUCCAGCUGGGUCGGGGGAUGUGGGCAAUGAGCCUUAAGAUUUUUAUGAUGGCAAUCACCUGAGCUGUGCAAAUAGUGACUCGAGUGAGCAUGGGGCUAUAUAGGGCAGCUCCUCCUGCCCUGUGGACUUGAGGGGCCGUUAUUCUUCCCAUCUCCGUGUGCCAGGUGAGAAUGGGGCUGCCACCAAGCACAGCCUCGGGGUGCUCAGGGGGAUGAGAGCUGCCUUUAUGGCACAGGGCACGCUGUAGCCUUGUGGUCUUCAAGCCAACUUUUGUUGCUGUCUCUUGGAGGGGAAGAUAAGCUGAGUCUGCAAAUGAUCCCCAGCACUGGUGAUUAGCGCACAUAAAGGGGAGCUGCGCUGAGGCAGCCGGUUGCCUCCCCAGCCUGGCAUGGAUGCAAGCAGGAGGAACAGUGAUGCACAGAGGCCUCAUGGCCUUAGCAGCCCUGGCUGCUCAUGUCAUCACUGCUGCUGCCCUGGGCAGCACAAGCCAUGGGUCCCCCGCCCAUGCAGGUGGCUGUACCAUCCCCCAAAGCACUGCUGGCAGUGGCGGGGCUGGGUCUGCCCAGGGACUCCGAGCCCUGCCUAAGGCACCUGUUGACACCAUGGGAUCUUACAGGGGUUGCCUGCUGAAGAGAGAAGGAUGAUGGCAGCCAGGUGUGCCCUUCUGCUGCUGUGCUGCAUGGUGCUCCUGCAGGUGGUCGGAGCCCGGUACCUGCUGAGCUGCCCCGAGGGCUGGUCCUACUACAAGCUGAACUGCUUCAGGUAUUUCCCCCAGCGCCGCACCUGGGAGGAGGCAGAGGAACAUUGCCAGAACAGCUACUCUGGAGCCCACCUGGCCUGGGUGGAGGAGCCCAAGGAAGCAGCCACGCUGAGCCAGGUCAUCAUGUACUACCAGCGCACGCAGCCCGUCUGGCUGGGCCUGCACUACCUGCGGCAGAGCCGGGACUGGCGCUGGACCCACGGAGAGAAGUACGAUGACCUCCCAACGCUUCCUGGGAAUGGUGCCCGAGGAGGAAGCUGUGCCCUGCUGACCUGGAGCAGCAGUUUCACCGUGUGGUCCAGUGCCGACUGUGAACGACAGCACCACUUCAUCUGCAAGUUCAUGCCCUUGCAAUGAGCAGGGCCCAUGCC